CGCUCGAACUUAAUGCAAGCAGAUGCGCCUAGCUGCUCUCCCGUAGUAUAUCCAGCGGGCGCCGCGAGCGGCCCGAGGAAGAAGAGAGACAAGACAGCCCAGGCGACGGAAAGAGAGGGUCAGCCCGUCAGAGCAGGAGAUCGAUGGAACUCCGCGACAUCUCCUCCUCCUCCUCGCCCUCCUCCGUUCUGCUGCUGCUGCUCCUCCUCCUCGCUAUCAUCUCAGCCAAUGACGUCGUGUCGGCGGCGACGACGCCGCUCAAGUUUGGCAUCAACUACGGCCAGAUCGCGAACAACCUGCCGCAUCCGACGCAGGUGUCCGGCCUCCUCCAGUCACUCAGCGUCAACCGGGUCAAGCUCUACGACGCCGACCCCGCCGUCCUCACCGCCUUCGCCGGCACGGGCGUCGAGUUCAUCGUCGGCAACGAGGACCUCCACAACCUGACCGACGCCCGCAAGGCCCGCGCCUGGGUGGCGCAGCACGUGCAGCCCUUCAUCCCGGCCACGCGCAUCACCUGCAUCACCGUCGGCAACGAGGUGCUCUCAGGCAAGGACACCGCGGCCAUGCAGAGCCUCCUCCCGGCCAUGCAGUCCGUCCGCCAGGCGCUGGUCGACCUCGGCCUCGCCGGCAAGGUGAACGUCUCGACGGCGCACUCCGUCAACAUACUCGCCACCAGCUACCCGCCGUCGGCCGGCGCGUUCCGGGAGGACCUCGCGCAGUACAUCCAGCCGCUGCUCAACUUCCACGCCGAGGUCGGCUCGCCGUUCCUCAUCAACGCCUACCCGUUCUUUGCGUACAAGGCGAGCCCCGGCAGCGUGUCGCUGCCGUACGUGCUGUUCGAGCCCAACCCCGGCGUGCGCGACCCGGCCACCAACCUCACCUACGACAACAUGCUCUACGCCCAGAUCGACGCCGUGUACGCGGCCAUGAAGGCCAUGGGCCACGCCGACAUCACCGUGAGGAUCUCCGAGACGGGGUGGCCGUCCAAGGGGGACGCCGACGAGGUGGGAGCCAGCGUGCAGAACGCCGCCGCGUACAACGGCAACCUGAUGAAGCGGAUCGCGGCCGGGGAGGGGACGCCGCUCAAGCCGGGCGUCCCCGUCGACGUGUUCGUGUUCGCGCUGUUCAACGAGGACAUGAAGCCCGGCCCGGCGUCGGAGAGGAACUACGGCCUGUUUUACCCCAACGGCACGCCGGUGUACAAUAUCGGGUUCGACGGCGCGUCCUUCAGUCCGUCGCCGACGACCUCGACGUUUUCUGCCUCUUCCAGGCCAACGAGUACAUUUCUGAUGGGGGUGGUUGUCCUACUCGCCGCAUUCUUCCUCUGACCAUUUCCUCCCCCAAGUAUAUUGCAUCAGUGAUUUGGGAUUGUUUUUUUUGACCGAGAGUUCGAUUUGUUGUUACAUAACUAGCACACAAAGCCGGUAGUACAACCUGGAGGUAAGCUUAUCUUAACAUCCUUGCUCAACUGUGGCUGCUGAUACAGUUUUCAGAACCAUUUUUUUGUCAGAACAAUUACCAGCCAUGAAACUGAUUACUGCAACAUAAUCUUGUCAGCCAUAAUGUUAGGUGACCGAUCAUCCUAUCUCAGUGGAAGGAUAUGUUUGGCCUUUUUUCUAGGUUCUUUGAAAGUUGCAAUGUCAGCCACGAAAUUUAUUAGUGUAACAUAAUCUUUGUCAGCCAUAAUGUUAGGUGAUCGAUCAUCUUAUCUCAGUGGAGGGAUAGGUUGGCCGUUUUCGCAUCUGGUGCUUCAUGUGAAGGAUGUCGCUCUGCUAGCGUAUUCCCCAGGGUGGUAGGCCGGUUGUUGAUCGGUUGUUUCAUUUUAGGAUUCUAGCUCUCGCCAUCUCACGGCCAUAUAGUUCUAAACUGACCAACCAACCAGCCAGCCAGACAGCCAACGAGAAGAUUCUAGUUCGCGUCAUGCACAAGAAUCGAAUAAGCAUUUGGCACAGAAAUGGGCAUUAUUCUGGACCCAUUGUUCAUCAAUUCUCUCAUGAACAGAGCACCAAACAAAGCAACAAAUUGAACCCUCAAUAAUCAUUUGACUUCGUUGUCUUAGUUGUGGAAUCUUAAGAAUUAACUAAUUGUUGCAAAAAUUAGGAUUUUUUUCCCUUCCAGAUAUGGAUGUUUAGGCAUUUUCUCUUACAUUUCCGCAUAAAUGAAAUGGGUAGGAAGAGUGAUCUGUCGAAGAGUUGACAAAACGUAGAAUUAUGUGCUAGUAGUUAGGACAAUGGUUUUCAUUCAUUGUACAGUCGUCCUAUAGAUAUGAUCAAACAAGACCGUAUUUCACCUGCUUUCCUCAGCUACUCGCUCUUAUAAUUAAUGAACCGGUAGCUCUCUUGCGGUUAGGUUCAGAGUAAAAGAUCAAACAGGAUCAUGCGCCUCUCUGCUUUUAUAUACGGCGUGCUCCACCGAAAUGAGAAAUUAGUUUGAACUCCAGUUUAAUUUCUACCGUACAUAGUGAAAUAAUCUCCCUUUUCUAGAUCUUACACGUAAAAUUUGCAGUUAUAUAUGAUGCCAUUCUUCAUGCCAAUACAACUCUUAAUAAUAUGUUGCUCCAUCCAUUUCUA
Molecule: messenger RNA, 2570 nt
Organism: Oryza brachyantha (malo sina)
Lineage: Eukaryota; Viridiplantae; Streptophyta; Magnoliopsida; Poales; Poaceae
Product: glucan endo-1,3-beta-glucosidase 14
Exons: 3
Coding region: 144-1328 (394 amino acids)
Biological process (GO): carbohydrate metabolic process
Cellular component (GO): plasma membrane
Molecular function (GO): hydrolase activity, hydrolyzing O-glycosyl compounds
Source: RefSeq, a predicted model, not a curated record